This is a messenger RNA of Carassius gibelio (silver crucian carp), 3212 nucleotides long. Its product is annotated as GTP-binding protein 1. The record is from RefSeq and is a predicted model, not a curated record. Gene Ontology annotation, biological process: translational elongation. The coding region runs from base 297 to 2273 and encodes 658 amino acids. Gene Ontology annotation, molecular function: GTPase activity; GTP binding; translation elongation factor activity. NCBI's taxonomy places the organism in Eukaryota, Metazoa, Chordata, Actinopteri, Cypriniformes, Cyprinidae. The transcript has 12 exons.
AUAAGGAGAAGAAAAACACACGUCUCUCAUUUUUUUUUUAAACAAUUGUAAACUUAAACACACUUAACCAUUAAGGAAUAGUCAGAUUUUAGUGUACUUUAUUAGCAGUUUAAAAUGUGGUUGUGAUACCGGUAACAUGUAGCGAUACUUGUUUAUCUCUUCUCGACGCAGCAGGUUUUAGCCUAGUGGUGAGCGGCGUUGCAGUGAAUGUGUUUGUGCUGCAUCAGCUUACAGUUGUUCCCCCCAAAUCGUUUUAAAGUUGUUUUAGCUUGAUUUUAAAAUCUGCUGCCCGAGAGAUGGCAUCAGCAACGACGACUGAUCCGGUUUUUAAUCCCGGAGCCAUAGGGUUACAAGAGUCUCUAGUCCCCGCUAGCAUGUUUGCUCCAGGCCGGGGAUGCGGCGAUGAUGACGGGGCAGAGUGCUUCGAAGACGGGGAGAUGUUCAACGGCGAGACCGUGGAUCUCGGCAUUGACUUCUCCAGCAAGAUAGCCCUGGUCAGUCCCAAUGGAGAACAGUAUGACUUGUUACUACGGCAUCUGCGUGAGAGGAUGGACGAAGGCUGCGGGGAGACCAUCUAUGUCUUGGGGGUGGGUUCAGAUGGAGGAGACUAUGGUUUGAAUGAGAGUGAUAUGCAGGCGUCUGUGGCCACAGUAAGGUCCAUGUGUGAGCAGAUCGAGGCAGACCUCAUCCUGUUGAGAGAGCGUGCUGAAGCUGGCGGCCAGGUCAGAGAUUACCUUAUUCGACGUCGGGUGGGAGAAGCUGACUUCCUGGAGGUUAGGGUGGCUGUAGUGGGGAAUGUGGACGCCGGUAAGAGCACUCUGCUGGGUGUGCUGACUCAUGGAGAGUUGGAUAAUGGACGUGGUUUUGCACGACAGAAGCUCUUCAGGCACAAGCAUGAAAUGGAGAGUGGCCGCACCAGCAGCGUGGGCAACGACAUCCUGGGAUUUGAUCAAGAAGGCCAGGUAGUCAACAAACCUGACAGUCACGGAGGCAGUCUAGAUUGGACCAAGAUCUGUGAGAAGUCUUCUAAAGUCAUUACCUUUAUUGACCUUGCUGGCCAUGAGAAGUACCUGAAGACAACUGUGUUUGGAAUGACUGGCCAUCUGCCGGAUUUCUGCAUGCUGAUGAUUGGAAGUAAUGCAGGAAUUGUUGGCAUGACCAAAGAGCACCUGGGUUUGGCAUUAGCUCUCAAUGUUCCCGUCUUUGUGGUGGUUACUAAGAUUGACAUGUGUCCAGCAAAUAUUCUUCAAGAGACCUUGAAGCUCCUGCAGAAGAUCUUAAAGUCUCCAGGCUGCAGAAAGAUCCCUGUCCUAGUCCAGAACAAAGAUGAUGUCAUUGUCACUGCAUCCAAUUUCAGCUCUGAGAGAAUAUGUCCCAUCUUCCAGAUAUCGAACGUCUCAGGGGAGAACAUGGACCUGCUGAAGAUGUUCCUGAACCUGCUCUCCUCCAGAAGCUCAUUUAAAGACCACGAGCCUGCUGAGUUCCAGAUAGAUGACACCUAUUCAGUGCCUGGUGUAGGAACAGUGGUGUCUGGGACCACGUUACGAGGGCUGAUCCGACUCAAUGACACUUUGCUUCUUGGACCAGACCCUUUGGGUGCUUUUCUACCCAUCACCGUCAAAUCCAUUCACCGCAAGAGGAUGCCUGUGAAAGAGGUCCGUGGUGGACAGACGGCCUCUUUUGCUCUGAAAAAGAUCAAGCGCUCAUCAAUAAGGAAGGGCAUGGUCAUGGUGUCCCCACGAUUAAACCCGCAGGCAUACUGGGAGUUUGAGGCGGAGAUACUAGUUUUACAUCACCCAACCACCAUCUCACCUAGAUAUCAAGCAAUGGUGCACUGCGGUAGCAUCAGGCAAACAGCCACGAUCCUCUCUAUGACCAGCGACUGCUUACGCACAGGAGACAAAGCUACCGUCCACUUCCGCUUCAUUAAAACCCCAGAAUACCUUCACCUAGACCAGAGGCUCGUCUUCAGAGAGGGAAGAACUAAAGCUGUGGGAACCAUCACAAAGUUGCUUCUUUCAACAACUAAUCAGCCGCCAAACUCUAAACCUCCCCAAAUCAAGAUGCAGUCAACAAAGAAAGCCCCGACUAGAAGAGAGGAUGGAGUGGCCCCGUCCAGUGAGGAGAACGCUAGCACAGGAUCGCCAGCCGCUCAGCAAAGUGUACCACAGCAGCCAAAGUCUGGAGGCAGAAGACGAGGAGGUCAGCGGCACAAAGGCAAACCUCAGAGUAACUCCACAGUGACCCUCGCCGGUGCGGUCGGGGGCUGCUAAACUCCUCCUUUCAAGAGUCCAAGAGUCACACCUUUUACCUGCCCACAUGGACCGGACCACUUUGAUGACCAGGCUUAAGAGUUCACAGAACCAACAUCCAGAUUGUUUUGUGAACUUUAAUUUAUUAUAAGACAUGCGUGUGUUUGUAGACUGUACAGAUCGUAGAUACUGAGACACAUACUAUAAAUGUCAACUUAAAGCUAAAUUUGAAAUCCAUUUCUUCUUGCGGAACAUGACAUCAUGUUCUUGCUCUAUGGCUGUCAUUCUUAACAUGUUUUUAGGAUAAUCCCAUUGGAAAUUAUGUAACGCUCUGGCUGACCUCUCCAUUAUGUAGCGAAGUAUUAACAAGACCUGUCACACAGUUGCAUUUAAUUUGAAUUGGCAUUGUUAUUGUGGACCAUGAUGAUUAGAAUGCUUUCGGGCAGUGUUGGGGGCUGAAGACAUUGUGACUGCAGAGUUUGCUGGCAGCUUGUUUAGUGUGAAAUGUGAGUUUUAAAAUCUAAUCACACUCAUUGCUAAUUACCUCAUAUUACAGUCUGUUUACACUUCCCCAAAUCACUAGCAUUAUCAGGCCUGACUAGCUUAGCUCAGGUUCCGGAAACUUUUUCAAUUUUCAAAUAAGAUACUUCAGAGUAGUCAGCGGAACAACAGAAUGUAGAUCUUAAGGUUCUAUAAUGUGUCAAAUAGUUCCUCAUUGGGAAACUUUACAAACCAGUGCCAGUUGUUCUUAAGAAAAGUUGAUUUAAUAUUAUUUUUUUUCUCAGAUGUGAUCGACAGGUCUCUACAACACUUGCUGUAAAUUCUUUCAGAUUAUUUUAUUGUUUACUGAGCUUUAGUAUUUAAACCCUUUAGGCAAUAUGAUACCUGGACCAUUCUCUGCGUUUUGUGAAACUCAUUUUCCACAACCAAUAUACAAAUAAACUGAUGUUGACAAUUUGA